AGUCGCGACAAUCGGUCAUUGUUUGAAAAAUCUUCGAGUUCGAUGAGAUUUAACUGCUGGUGUUAUUAUGAACACAAAAGUGUUCGCAAAUAUUUAAUUUCGAUAUAUAUUUAGUUUCUUUUCGAAUUAAAUUUACGGUGUGUAAGUGCAGUUUAACGUUUCGAAGUGUGCGGGCAAGAUCAGAAUUGGAGUUGCAGUUUGCAGUAUCGAUCGAUAUUCUCAGCGAUGGACGUAAACACAUUGAGAGAUCUAUUACAACUAUUACCGGACACUAUGUGCGUUAAUAAAUCGUUACUAAAGCCAUAUUUUGGUGAUAAACCACCGGAAUAUUCCUUUAUAAUCAACAAUUCCUCAUUUUACGACCAUGUCGGGAAGCAUGAGGAUACUGACUCAGUCAUUUUCGAAGUUUUCAAAGAAGAAAGGGGCUUGGACAAAGCUGAUGUUGUCGAAAUCGAUGAGAAGGAUGGUGCUGAAGGUGUUGCAAUUGGUGAAGAGACAGAAAACGCCUCAUCAAAACCAGAGCUUGAUGUAGUAAAAGCUGAAGGUGGCGUGAUAGUAAAUUCGAAGACCUAUUUGAAAGACCAGAACUGGAAUACAAUACUAUCUAUUGAUGGGUUGUACCAAUGCUGUGUGUGCGAUAAAAUGAUGACUCCUGACGGCGUGGACCCGCAUAUGUCUACAAAUACACAUCAAACCAAUUGGGAUAGGUGCAGUCCGCUCCCGGAGUACGAAGUUAGCGUUGUUAGAAAGAUAGAAUAUUAUUAUCAUUGUGGUGUGUGCAACCUUUUAACCAUACACAUAAGCGAUCAUAUAAACACGGAAACACAUAAGCAAAGUCUCAUGCAUGCUGUCAAUAAAGCGUUAGCGAUUAUUAAUAAAAAUCUAGAUAAUGUAGAAAGUGCAAACGAUGAAACUAAAGCAGAAGUUAUUAACGGACCAGUUGAUACUGCAGCAGUUAUUGCAAACGAAACUGAUCGUAUUAAUGCACCAAUCAAUAGUUCAGUUGACAAUAAAAUUAUAAACAAAACAAAUAAAGAUAGUCCAGUAAAAAUGAAUAGUCCAAAUAAAAUUAGAAAUUUGGCUGUUCCCUCUCCAGAUAGUACCAAGAGUCAAAAUAAUAAAACAUCUAAAAAACCAUUCCCAAAUUUGAGUCCCGUUAAGAGAAAUGUCCCGGUGAAGGCUUUUAAACUCACACCCGAUGCAUUCCCAAAUCUAAGAUCUAAUGGAAUUACUAUGAAUCCAAUUACCAAUUCAGCUGAAAAUCCAGAGUCUAAAAGCGACACUGACCUAAAUCCAAAUUCAAAUUUGACCGAAAACUCAGCAUCCAAAACUACGUCUGAUGUUGAGCAAAAUGCGUCUAAAUUGCUUGACAAUAAAGUCGACAAUCAAAACACAUUUUCGUACGCAUCAGCGGCGAAGAAAGUUGUAAAUCAAAACCCAGAAUUCGUGUACCACGAAUAUAAAGAUAGGACUGUGAAAGCUAAAUACGAUUCCUGGCAUAUGUUAUUGAAAAGGAGAAAUAAAACGUUUUAUUGCAUGGCGUGUACUGAGACGAAUAUUAAUGACAAAAUGCAGCACUGUUCCUCCACCAAGCAUUUACAGAAUUUGGAUAAAUGUACGAUCGUUAAUGCUUAUGAGGAUUUUUUUAUUAGAAAGGUUGGUGAUAAAUUUUUCCAUUGCGGCCACUGCAACAACCUUCAAUAUCCACCCGACAUGACUCCUCACAUCGCCAAAAUGCACCCCAGCAAACAAACUCAGACGGAGGACCCGAAAAAACCCGAACCCGUCCGAAUAGAGUACGUAGCGAACGCGAAGAACGUUGACGCUGUCAAACGCAGCGGGACUCCCGAGUCGACGAAGAGCUCGGACUCCGCAAGAACCACAGACUCGACGUUGACAAACCCGAAAAAAAACGCAAAUAUUUUCACGAGUGAAAUAAAAAUUUGCCCGUUCGACAUGGAGCUGAGUUUGAACGUACUAUACUACAAUACUGUGUUUAUGUACACUGAUAAGCUUGUGUGCGCUCUAUGUGAUUGUUAUGUCCAAGAAGAUCCUGUGCAACAUAUCUGUGGGACGCGGCAUACGGAGAUAUUACGCCGAAGUCCAUUCAUUACCAGCUAUAACAACAAUCUAAUAAGAGAGGUAAGAGAUAAGUUGCACUGCGCGCUUUGCAAUACUUAUAUAUCCCACGAGAACAUAUUUACGCACAUAAUGAAUCCGCCACACACCUCCUUACUGGCCAGGUCCGUAACUCUUGCGCAAAUGAGGAACACCCCACAAAUGCGUCCUCCUGCCCCACAACCGCGGCUCCCCGGCCCCGUGUUAACAUACACACCCACAGUCCAGGUGCCAAAUAUGAACACUGUGACUAAUGCGAUGUGUAGCUGGUGGCAAUCUGUGCCUGGGUUUAUGAGGAACCAUGUGGUACCAAUGAUGCCAUGUAGAGCGCCGAUGGUAUACCCCGGAUCUGUCCCCGGACCAGCGUUCAAUCCGUAUCCGUACCACCGUUAUGCUAGUCCGGUUGUGCCAGUACAAAACGCUGUGGUAGCUGUCAGUACACCAAAUGUUCCAAACGCAACAGUUCCGGAAAAGGUGGAGCCUGAAAAACAAACCGUUGAACCGAUUGCGAAAGAUGAUGUAUCUGAAAGCGAGGCGAAAUCUGACGUCGAAACGUCGAAGGCGAGUCCGAAAAAGAAAGAAAAAUGUAUUAUGAAGACGAAGGAUAAACCGAAAAAGUCGGACAAUCGUAUCGUAAAAGAAUCGAAAAAAACGAAAAAGGACUCGCCGGCGAAAAAAAAGUCCGUGAUUAACGAAAUUAAACGAAGCGUCGAUCAGUUAAAGGCCCUCGAAAAUAAAAACGACAAUGAUGUUGAAAACGUUGAUGUCAGCAAAGAGUUGGAUGGAACGAAAAAAACAAACGUCUUCGGAAACGAAGAGACUUCGCUAAUAAAAAUAGAUAAUACGAUACGACAACGCAAAUCGUUUUCUGAAGUCGCUAAAAUGCCGCCGAAGGAUGUAUCUCUUGCAAAAUCUGACGUUACAGCCGUGACCAGGUUACCUUUGGACAAACAUAAGAUUACUUGGGAUGAAAACAUGUCUAAAGAGACCACGCCGCCUAAAAGUGACAAUUCGUUAAAAAUAGUUGACGUAUUGAUGAACAAAAAGGUCCUUUCUGAUGUCAAUAAAAAGGAUCCUAAUACAGCUGUCGCAAUGACCAAUGAGUGGCCCUUCAAAGAACAAGAUACCGAUGAAAAAUAUGACCAAAGUGAAUUCAAAUUAGUCUCAAAAAAGAAAAACAGCGAGCUUAAAGAAAAGGAUACAAUUUUGGAUAAAACAAAAUAUACCGAAGACUCCAGCUUGACUAUUGUUACAGAAAAAUCGAACGAACACAAUAAAGAUAAGAUUGAAAUUACUUUGGAUGAUAUAAAACUGGUUUCCGAAUUGUACGAACCGGUUGAACAAAAUAAGGACACAAACGAAAAUAAAAAAGCUAAAGUGAAAGAGGUUACGAUGGAAAAGAACAAAGUCACUUUUGACGAUAGUAAAAAAAGCCCUCAAAAGGAAAAAGCAAAAACGUCAAAGGAAAAUGAACCGAGCAAAAAUAACCUCAAUGUAGAAGAUAAUAAGAAAACUAAAGAAGUAAAUAAAGACAUAGUCAAGGCAAACGAAACGGAGGACCAAAAGAAACCAAAAAUAAAAGCGUCCAAAAAAGACAAGGACACAAAACCCGAAACGAAAAUGGAAUGCGCGGAGUCAAUUGACGAACCUGUACCAACCAUCCAACCGAUCAACACAGACAAUAACUCAGAUGAUUUCGACAUGGAAGAGUUAAUCUAUUUGAAUCUCAAAAGCUUUAUAGCUAAGAUCACUUUUAGCUCGUACAACAGCUUGGUCCCAGUCGGCGAUGGGACCAGAUAUUGCUUUGUCUGUUGGGAACAAGUGUUUGCCGAUUUGAAUAAACAUGUUGAAAGCAAUAAGCAUUUGGAAAACAUGAAGAGUAGCAAAUACAUGGAUCAUUAUAACGACAAUAUGAUUAGAUGGAAAAACUCAACCCACCACUGCAGUGUUUGCAACGUGAUCAUAACCGGUAGCCUGCAAACGCAUCUAAGCUGGCAACACCACGCGGCAACCCUUUUAGAAACCAAAAAAACCGUCAGGCAACUAACUAAAGAUAUGAAAAAAACAAAUUACAGGCAAUUCAGAGCUGUCACUACAAAGAAAAACUACACCUGCGCGAACCAGGUCAAAUUUAAAAAAAGUAUUUGUGAUAAUAAUUUUUUUUAGCUUCUUCCUAACGUGGAUGCGCCUAGACUGGCGAAAAAAAAUAAGCCACGUUACACUCGGACUGAUCAUUGUGUUUUUUUAUAUAUAUUACGUGCGGUGAAUGGUGUUUUUCGUUUUUUUUUCAAUCCGAUCGAUUUUUUUAUGUUUUUUAUCAUCACCGCGUUGCUGAGGAUCUUGUUCUGUUUCAUUCUAAUGAUGUGCAUAUUAUUGUUUUGGAAUCGUUUGUAAUGUAAGCAAGUAUUUUAUUUAUUUACAUAUAGUCUACUUUAGUUGUUUUACGAAUAUGUGCACUGGAUAUAAUAGUUAUAAGAACGAAUAUUCCUUGUAGUUAUACACUUGUGUUAAACUAGAAUCUUCCAAUAUGUUUAUGUAAACCUAUCAUAUAGUAUUUUAGAAAUUUUGAUAAUAAAAUAUCUAUUAGAAAUAAUAAUAUUAAAAUAUAUUCCUUUUAGAAAGUUUUUAAAUAAAUAUCAUGUAAGUACUAAAUAAUUAUAAAAUUUUUUGAUAUCUGUAGUAUUAGUAUUUAAACUAUAAAACCUAGAUUUACUUUAUGCAAAUGCUACGCGAUUUUUGAGUAAUAUUUAUAACCUAGAAUAUUAAGCGAAAUUAAAUUUUGACAUAUUUUAAUUAGGGUAAGAAUCAAUGAUACUGUUUUUGCCUGCGACUUCGCGUGAAAAAGUUUUUCUGACACAAAUAAUUUUCCGAGAUAAGUAGCCUAUAGCACUCAGUAUUGUAACUUCCUAUUAGUAAAAAAAAUUUACAUUUUUUCUUUAUAGAUUUUACAUUGAUUCUACUUUACAAGUAAAUUUAUUGACUCGGUGGCGUGGUACUUCGCUCUGAGGUCUAAGGUUCAAAUUCCCGUCAAAUAUUGAGUAUUUUUGUUGAGUUAGCUCGGAGUCUAGAAUUUAUGUAAUAUAGAGGCUUGCACUUGCGACGUAACACAGGGCGAAAAGGUACACUGUUUCCAUCCAUUCUUACCCCUUUAGGUAUAAACGUGCAAUGUUAUUCUUUGUAAAAGCUCCACUAAAUACAAUGGUUUCUCUUAUUGUCAGCCCAAGAUGGCGCUGACAUUUUCAACUGUCAAAAUGUCGUUUGACAUCAUUGAGAUUAUCACAAUUUUUAAAACUAUUACGUAGCUUUUAGUUUAUAAAUUAUGUUGAAUUUUUUAUGUAUAUUGCAAGGGACUAUUAAAAAAUAAGCAUUUAAAUUAUUAAUAUCGUCGGGUAAAGGCUAAGUGACUUAAACGACAUUUUUCUCGAAAAAAAAUAUGUAAUUAGUUUAAAAAAAAAACAGAACAACGUGCUGAUUUUAAUUAUGUCUGAAAAAGUUAGUUUCGGAAAAAAAAUCGCUUAAGUAAAUUAGCUUUUCAACCACCGAUAUAUAGAUUGUUGUGUUUAGUUUGUACGCGCGAAUUGAUUUUAUAACAUGCUAAGGCCCCAGUCAACGUAUUUUUAAGAACCACUAUGAAAGUUUCAUAUUUUUUAUUUUAUUUGUGAUAAUAUAUAAAUGUUACAAUAUAGAUAGUACAUAAUAUUAGUCGUAGGUUGAUUUUAAAUGUUUUCUCAGCGAUAACUACGAUUGCGCGUCGCUUAUAACAAUGCUGUUUUUUGCGGCCUAUAUAACCUUUUAUUUAUAAUAAACAAUAAGUUUAAUAAUAAAGAAAUAAUUAAAUUUAAUGGUUAGGUUUAAUGGAGAUUGAAAGUCCCUUGCAAUUGAUAUUUCUUCUUAUAAGUUUGUAUAUAAGGUUAAAAACUGAAAUAGUAUUCAACGAAAAAAUUAAAUAAACGAAAAUCUUCUUUAAAAGAUUGAAUGAAAAAAUAAUUUAAAGAACAGCUGUUACCUAUUGACUAUUAACGAAGAUAAUAUUAUAAUAUUUUAUUUGCAUUGAAUGUAGGUACAAAAAGACGCUAAUAUACCGUAUAAUGACGCUGAAAGGCAGUCAUAUCUAUGCGACAAAUAUACCGAAAAUGAAUUAUAUAAAUAUUUACAAUCGCCAAAUUUUUCUGCGUCAUUUGAUUUAGGUUUUGUAGGUCUAAGACAAUUUUAAAUCCAUUAGUCUAUAUAUUUAUAAAAAAGGUUCAAUUGUUGUGAAUUUUCAUAUUAAAAUCAAAACUUUAAAGCACGUUACUCAAAAAUUUAUUGAUUGUCGCUUAGAUAUGAUUGCCUGUCAAGCGUCGAUAAGUUCCGAUACAUUCUACCAGAUGGCGUUCAAAAAUAAAGCUUGGAAAUUGAUAAGUAUUUAUAAACUAACGGCCUGACAGGCGUUGUCCUGCCUUAAAAAAAGCACAUAAACUAGAACCCGAGUAUAGCGCGCGUACCUGGUCCAAUUAUGAAUCUACAACAUCCAGGGACCCACCCGAACACACGUAAAUAUAAAAAAAUACAUUCUGCUAACUUCACAUAUAUUUUUUUUAUUGUUUUGUAUGACAAGACGAGCUUACCGUUCGCCUGAUGGUAAGCGAUACGAUCCAUAAACAGUAGAAACACCAUCCAACACCUUGAAUUACAAAGUAUUGUUUGCUAUACCACUGCGCUCGUUAUCCUGAGACAUGAGUUGUUAGUCUUAUGUCCAGUAGUUAUCAUCAAACGCGGAAACUGUCAAAACACAGAAGUUAAAAUCGUUGUUAAUUUUUCUAAUGUUCGGCUCAACUUCCUUAAUUGUUUCUUUCAUAAGAACCUGCUGACAAUAAUUAACACAACCAAAAAGAAUUAGCGAAAUUGUUCCAUCAGUUCACGCGUGAUGCGAUGACCAAGGGAAAUAGAAAUUCAUUUUUAUAUAUAUGAAAUAUCAGUGUUUAAAAGUAAUAAGGAAAAACAGGCUAAGGGCCCGUGUCAUACAUUUCGUUUUUUUGACAGUUGUAUUAAACGGCUAAUGUAGAUACUUGUUUUCUUAUUUGGGAGCAUAGAUUCGUGUGACGUUUGUAUUUGGUCGGGUUAUGUAUGUGACGAGCGUUUACUCGAGUUUAAAACAGGUCCUAAAUAAUUUUCUAUUUUAUUAGAGAUACUAUGAGAUAAUACAUACAGUACAUUUUUUAAUACGUAUGUUUACCUUUUGAAGGUAUUUACAACUUACAGUGGGGUAGUUUCCUACAUUUGAUUUAGUUUAUUGUAAAUCAGGAAUCAGCAUCAAAAUUGGUUGAAAAAUAAAGCAACUAUUCAUAUUUGAAAUAUUAUUAUCAGCAAAAGUGGGGUUAUCGCGCUGUCCUUUUCGCACUCACGCUGCGUCAUGGCCGAUGGCCCUGAGUGACAUCAUAUUUCACUAUAACUGUAAUUUGACAGCUUCCCUUUCCACCAAAUUUCAAAGCUUCAUAACUUUUUUAUUAUUGCGUUGAUUUUGAAAAUUCUUCCGAUAGAUUUUGCAUGAAAUACAUUUUUGAUAAACGUAUUUAAAGAAAGUCAACUACCCUUUGUUGACAGUAACAAUCAAAGUAAAAGUAUUAGUCAAAUAUAUUUCUUUACAUGACUGAUGCUUUCACUACUCCUGUAAGUAUGUGUUGUUAAAUUGUUUAAUUCUGUAUGCAGAGCAGAAUUAAUGCAAUUUUAAUAGUAGAUAGAGCAAAGGAGAUGUCCAAAAAUGGUUUUUUAUUUACAAAAUUCUGAACAAGAUAAUUUAUAUCGACGGUUGAAAGGUGUAUGCACUUAAGCGAAUUUUUUUUUGCGACACUCAGUUUCAUACAGAUUGGAAAUCAGCAUUUUUUUUUUGUAUUUUUACAAAGUUAAAAUUUUUCGAAAAAGAAAUGUCGCUUACGACUAUUAGCCUCUCAACUGUCGAUAUAUAUUUAGAUAUAAGUCUUAAAAACGAGCUUAUUGACAUUACAUUGAAAUUAUUAAAUUAAUCAGUUAAUUUGAAUAACCUUCGUUUUUGAGAUUUUUAUAUUUUUUUUUUACUUUUUUAUGGCAAUUGUACAUUAUACCAGUUACAAGUUCGUUUUUUUAAAUUAGAAAUUACAUUUAAAAUGAACGCUUUUAUUAUCCAAUAAGUUUGAAGUUGGUUGGAAUGUUAGAAAUAAAGAACCAGCGCCUCUACAAAAAGCGGACAUCUCCUUUUUGAUAUAAGACUUGUAUAAACUUUUAAGUAGUGAUAAGAAGUAGGAAGUAGGGUGAAUAUUUGUUUAGAUGUAGUCCUCCUUCACUGAAUAUAUCGAAUUUCAAUCAUUCUAUGAAUAUCAACGGUUGAAGACUAAUUAACUAAGCGACAUUUUUUCGAAAUUUUAUAACUAGGUUAAAAAAACAUAGAAAAAAGUGCCGAUUUUAAAUAUGUAUGAAACUUAGUACUAUAAAACUCACUAUUGAUACUGACUUUUUAUAUAUUAGAUAGUUGUAUGUAUUUUUAAUACGAUUAUUACAUACAGCUCAAUAAAAGUGUAGUUUAUUUGAAUAGCGCCACCUGGCGAAAAAAAUUGUAUUUGAAAAAAAAAAUGUAAUUCGU
Molecule: messenger RNA, 8713 nt
Organism: Manduca sexta (tobacco hornworm)
Lineage: Eukaryota; Metazoa; Arthropoda; Insecta; Lepidoptera; Sphingidae
Exons: 7
Coding region: 226-4284 (1352 amino acids)
Molecular function (GO): nucleic acid binding; zinc ion binding
Source: RefSeq, a predicted model, not a curated record